This is a messenger RNA of Lactuca sativa (garden lettuce), 4560 nucleotides long. RefSeq names its product TMV resistance protein N. Gene Ontology annotation, molecular function: ADP binding. Lineage: Eukaryota; Viridiplantae; Streptophyta; Magnoliopsida; Asterales; Asteraceae. Gene Ontology annotation, biological process: defense response; signal transduction. The record is from RefSeq and is a predicted model, not a curated record.
AAACCCCGUAUAAAUUCAAACAAAAAUGGCCUUUCCUAGUUCCUUCUCGAGAAUACCACUUUUUCAAUCACUCCUCGUUGGCAUUACCAGACAACCAUCUUCUUGAAAGGGUUAGUCAACUCAACCAAAUUCACAUAAACUUUUAGGCAACAAAGAUCCGAAUAGGAGAUCCUUCAAGCAUUAACCUUCAAUGGCCUCUUCUUCGAUUGCAUCCAUUCAGAAAAGCUUUACAUAUGAUGUAUUUUUGAGUUUUAGAGGUGAAGACACACGCACCAAUUUCAUCGAUCAUCUUUAUGAAGCUCUUCAGCAGCAAGGCAUUUAUACUUACAAGGAUGAUGAGGCAAUUAGAAAAGGGAAAAGGAUCAGUGAUGAGCUCAUCAGUUCCAUUAAAGACUCAAAAUUCUAUAUCAUUGUUUUCUCCAAGAACUAUGCAUCUUCAGCUUGGUGCUUGGAUGAGCUUGUGAUGAUAAUGGGGUGUCACAAGACGACUGAGCAUACUGCAUACCCCAUCUUCUAUGAUGUGGAACCGACAGAGGUCCGGAAACAAAGCGGGGCAGUCGGAAAAGCUUUUGCUAAACAUGAAAAUGAUGGAGCUGCUGGGAAAUGGAAAGAGGUUCUAAAAGAAGCCGCAGAUCUGGCUGGAUGGGAGUUGAAGAACACUGCAAAUGGGCAUGAAGCCAAACUCAUCCAAAAAGUUAUUGAAGAAAUUUCACUACAGUUACGUUCCAUUGAUUUCAAUGCUGAUGAAAAACUAAUAGGCAUGGAGACCAGGGUAAAGGAUGUUGUAUCAUCUUUAGAAAUUGGUACCGAUGAUGUUCGUGUAAUCGGUAUCAAGGGGAUGGGAGGUGUUGGGAAGACAACUUUGGCUAGAGUGGUUUUUGAUCAAAUAUCCUUUCGGUUUGAAGCUAAAAGCUUUGUUGAGAAUGUCAGGGAAAAUUCAAAUACUUCUUUGUAUGGUUUGAAAUCAUUGCAAAAUCAAGUCCUUAAAGAUGUCUUAUUUGAUCAAGGCAAUGUGAAUAGUGUGCAUGAUGGGAAAAUCAUGAUGAAGAAGAUGCGUAAUAAAAAGACUCUUCUUGUUCUAGAUGAUGUGGACCAUAUAGACCAGCUUGAGGCGUUAGCUGGUGAUCUUAAUUGGUUCAAACCGGGAAGUAGAAUUAUCAUUACAACAAGAGAUGAGCAGGUGCUCGUGGCACACCGGGUGAAGUUGAUUCUUUAUGUCAAUUUGUUAUCAGAGGAGGAAGCGAUUUGCCUCUUCAGUAGGUAUGCAUUUGGGGGAGAGAUUCCAAUUCAAGGGUAUGAAGAUCUAUCGGAACAAGUUGUACGGUAUGCUGCUGGUCUUCCCUUAACGAUAAAAGUUUUGGGUUCAUUUCUUUGUGGUAAAAAUGAGAGUGAAUGGAUAGAUGCACUAGAAAGAUUGAAAACAAUUCCGUUAAAGGAAACUCUUCAGAAAUUGGAAUUAAGCUACAUCAGUCUAGAGGAAGAUUACAAGGAAAUAUUCCUAAAUGUUGCAUGCUUACUGAAACGGUGGUCGAAACCCGUGGUAAUUGAAGCGCUUGAAAGUUGUGGAUUUCAUGCCACAAAUGGUUUAAAAGUUCUUGAGCAAAAAUCUCUUAUAACUAUUACUAGAAAACCUUUUGAGUUUGUGCACAUGCAUGACCAUAUUGAAGAAAUGGGCAGAAAUAUUGUUCGUCGUUUGCACCCAGAUAAGCCUCAGAAACACAACCGAUUGUGGAUUGAUGAUGAAAUUAAAGAUAUAUUGGCUAAUGACUUGGGUACUAAAGCAACAAGAUACAUACAAUUCCAGUUAAUGGGAGGCAAUUUUGAAAUGGUUAUGAAGGGUCUUAGAAAGAUGAAGGAACUUAGAUUUCUUCACAUAUCUCGGAAUACAAGAUAUAAUUUUGCGGAAGAAAGGAAAUAUGCUAAUGUCAGCCAAUACUUUCCAAAUGCUUUACAAUAUCUUUGUUGUAAGGCGUAUCCUUUCAAGUCUUUACCCCCAACAUUUCAAGCAAAUAAUCUUGUUGCCCUUAAGAUGGCUCAAAGUGAAAUAGUACAACUUUGGGAAGGGGGAGAAAGAAAGGUUCUUAACAAGCUCAAGAGUCUUGACCUCGGUCAUUCAAAGUUGACGACCCUUGAUCUUGAGCUUAGUCCAAAUCUCGAGACGUUAUCUCUAAGUGGAUGUCGUGACUUGGUACAACUUCACAUGCUCAAUGGAUGUCGUCAGCUCAAAUCCAUCGACCUCAGUUAUUCAAAGUUGACGACACUUGAUCUUGGGUCUAGUCCAAAUCUCGAGGUGUUGUCUCUAAAUGGAUGUUAUGACUUGGUUCAACUUCACAUGCUUAAUGGAUGUCGAAAGCUCAAAGCCAUCGACCUCAGUGAGUCAAAGUUGAAGACAAUCGACCUUCGCCCAGCUGUGAACCUCGAGCUCUUACAUCUUAAAGGCUGCAAUGCUUUGGUAAAACUUUGCUUACCAAAUGGAUGUCUAAAGCUCAUAUCUGUUAACCUCAGUGGUUCUAAAUUGAAGACCAUUGACCUUCAUUCAUGUGUGAAUCUCAAGUUGUUAGAUCUUGAAGACUGCAAUGCUUUGGUAGAACUUCACAUGCCUGGUAGAUGUCUGAAUCUCAGAUCCCUGACACUCACUAAUUCACAGUUGAGGAACGUAGACAUUGGGUGGACUCCGAAUCUGGAGGAUUUAGAUCUUAACAAUUCUUAUGAUUUGGAAGACCUUCACAUGGCUGAUAAAUGUCUAAAGCUCACAUCCCUCAACAUUAGUCAUUCAAAGUUGAAAACCCUUGACCUUGGGUUGACUCCAAAUCUGAAGAAGUUAGAUCUAAAAGAAUGUAAGAAUCUGGUACAGCUUCAUGUUCCCAUUGGAUGUCUAGAAAAUCUUGUCUACUUGAACUUAAGAGGCUGUUUGGGGUUUACAUCUUUUAUGGUUGACAAAAGGAAUGUUGCUUCUAGUAGAAGGGAUGAAUCACUUGAGAUUGGUCCUUCAGCUGAGUCACAUCUGAUUGCCAAGUCCCUUGAAAGAUGUCCACUUCACCCGGACAAUACUUUGCGACAGUUUCAGUUUGAAUGCUUUUACAUUGAUGAUCCCUCAGUGACUAGAAAUCUUGAGAAGCUUAUUUCUGAAGGUCUGUGUGCUUGCACAAACCUUGAGACACUUUCAGAAAGCAUUUUUGGGUUACGAUGUUUAAGAAUGCUUAAACUCGAAGGCUAUCCGGAGGCUCCUAAGGACCUUGACCGGGUAGAAUGUCUAGAAGAGCUAAGUUUUUCUAGGACAAAUAUGAAACAUCUUCCGGAUAGCAUUUGUAUGUUGAAACAUCUGGAAAUUCUUCAACUUAAAGAUUGUUGGAGUCUUGAGAAGUUACCCGAGGAUCUUGGUCGAUUAGAAUAUUUAGAGACUCUAUAUUUGUCGAAUGCAAAGAUCGAACAUCUUCCAGAUAGCAUUUGUAUGUUGAAACAUCUGAGAACACUCACUCUAUUUCGUUGUUGUUCACUUAAGACAUUACCAAAGGAUCUUGGCAAAUUAGAACAUUUGGCAUGGCUAAAUCUGUCAUCCUUGAUCAUCAAACAUCUUCCGGAUACCAUUUGUAUGUUGAAAUAUCUGGAAUGUCUCAGACUUGAUGAUUGCAAAUUACUUGAGAAAUUACCGGAGGAUCUUGACCAAUUAGAACGUUUAGAGCAGCUAGACCUAGGGGAGUGUAAGAUUUUACAAGAUAUCCCAAUCGGCAUCUGUAAGAUGAAAUGUUUAAAAUGGUUAAAUGUAGCAGGUACAAGCAUAAGUCGUCUUCCGCAUGACAUUUGUUUUUUGAAAGGCAUGCGUAUUUCAGGAUCGAGAGACCUUCUUCAAUCCUGUGGUUUUACAUCCGAGAUACAAACCUUCGAACAUACUUGCUUCGUAGAUGUGUGAAUAUCACAAGCCAGGAGUCUGUUAGUGUUAGUAUCCCACAUCAUGACCCUGUAUGUCUCUAUUUAUGUUGGAGUCUACCCAAUAUUCGUAAGGGCUCUUUUGGAGCGAAAACAUGACUACACAAAUAUCAAUGUUUGUGGGGGAGUGUUAGUGUUCCACAUGAUUCGGUAUGUCUUUCUAUAUGUUGGAGUCUAUCAUCUCUCCACGAGGACUCUUUUUGAGGGUAUAUGAUUUUGAGAUGCUCCCAUGGCCUAGGAAAAUCCGAUUCACAAAGAACUAUUCUAAUAGAUCCAAAUACAAUGUCAGAAUUGAUCAAGAAUUAAGUAAAAAAAAUCAUAGAAACACAUGUGGAUUUCAUGCAAAUUGUACUUAACAAGAAGCAAUUGGAACACAUGCGAGGACCUUGAUGAAAAUGGUGGGAACUUUGAUAUGACUUUUUAAAUGGUCAUGUUAAUAAUAUGUUAAGGAACAGUUUUUGCGUAAUUUAAAACCAUAAACAAGUUUUUAUUUACACAAAUUUGUUGGAAAUUAGUAUAGAUUCAUUAAACAAAGGAUGUUUGACUUUUGAGUCAGACUAUUACUUUCAUCAUUUACUGAUUUUUUUUCAUGAAAUAAUAUAUGUGAGUGUCUACUGGUGUUAUACUAAGCUA